AUGAAUCAUUCAAGAAUUACUUAUAUUUUAGAAGAUAAAUAUAAAAUAUUAAAUGAAUCCUAUUUUUAUGUAAGAAAAGAAAACUUAGUAAAUCAUGGAACAAUAUUAAAAGAAUUGAAAGCAGUUUUGCACCUUUCUUUUAAUUAUACAGAAAAAUUUGCAUCUUUUGAAAAUAUUACUAUUCAUUGGUGUGCAAAAAAUAAUUGUCUUCUUCCUCCGUUUGCUACAAUUCCAUCAAAUGGACUUCAUAUAACAAUACAUCCAUUAAAUAAUUUAAAUAAUUCUUUUGAUAAUUUGUUUUUUUUUAAAAAUAUAUGGAAAAAUGAAAUUCCAACAUAUGAUUCUUUUAUUGAUACAAAAAUAGGAAAAUUAUAUUACAAUCAUACUUUCUCUUCUAGUACUUUUUUAUUAGAUUUAAGUUGUAUAUUAAAUGCAUACUUAUGUAGUCAAGUAAAAGAUAAGGAAAAUAUAAUUCAAAUAGAACUAUUUAUAGAUCCAUCAUCUAAAACAUUAACUAUAAAAUAUAUAUGGAGAUUGUCUUUCAAAAGUUUCCAGCUGGACAUGUAUUCAAAUUCUUUACAAAAUAAAUCAAUUCAUGUUGAUGUUGGAUUUCUUCAGCCUGUUUCUAAUAUACAUGAAAAAACUAGAUAUCUUUGGAGGAAAAACUCUCUUUAUAAUUCUAGUGCAUUUGAGCCAUAUAUGACUUUUUUUUCUAAUAAUUUUCUUGAAAAUUCCACUGUUUAUUCUGAAAUUCUUUCUCCAGUAGGAUUUCAUACAAAAAUUCGAUCAAAAAUAGUUAUCAAUAAAUCAUUGAAAGAUUAUUGCUCUCUUUAUAUCCUUUAUUAUCUUCCCAAAUCAGUGUUUGUUGAUAAAUACCAAUUGCAAGAUUUAGUACAGUUUAAUAUAGGUAAUCUCAAGAAAGUUCAUUUUAUAUGGGGAGAGACGAAUUUAGAGGCACCUGUAUGGAAACUUCAAAAAUGGGGAAGUGUAGUUUUGAUUGAAACCGUUUCAAAUCACUUAAAUACAUCAUUUUUUGUCGAUUUACCUAUUCAUCUUCGUUAUUUUCCACCUAAAAAAGACAUGUUUUACACAUCUGAUUUACCUUUUCCUAUCUCUUUUUUUUCUUGCGAAUCAAUACAAGACGUAAAUACUAUACAAACACCUUUUACAUCUAGUUGGGAAUUAUUUCAUCAACACUUUCCACAAAAUAAUACAUUUCAUUUUUUACAUAAUUUAAAUCACAAUGAUUCUUUUAUGAUUAUUCAUAUACCUGUUGUCAAUUCAGAUCAUAUUUUAUUUGUUCAAUUUUUGACAUUUUUACUCAUUUUGGCUUCUUUUACUUAUAUUUCAUUUAAACUUAUUCUUUUAAUUCUAAAUACUUGGAAAUUCAAACAUAAGAAAAAAUAA
This is a messenger RNA of Pneumocystis jirovecii RU7, 1407 nucleotides long. RefSeq lists its product as uncharacterized. Gene Ontology annotation, cellular component: glycosylphosphatidylinositol-mannosyltransferase I complex; endoplasmic reticulum membrane. Gene Ontology annotation, molecular function: mannosyltransferase activity. Bases 1 to 1407 code for a protein of 468 amino acids. NCBI's taxonomy places the organism in Eukaryota, Fungi, Ascomycota, Pneumocystomycetes, Pneumocystales, Pneumocystaceae. The transcript is spliced from 6 exons. The record is from RefSeq and is a predicted model, not a curated record. Gene Ontology annotation, biological process: protein processing; GPI anchor biosynthetic process.